Messenger RNA from Grus americana (Whooping crane), 2404 nucleotides. Its product is annotated as transforming growth factor beta regulator 1-like. The transcript has a single exon. Gene Ontology annotation, cellular component: nucleus. Gene Ontology annotation, biological process: regulation of cell cycle. Bases 1053 to 2369 code for a protein of 438 amino acids. Lineage: Eukaryota; Metazoa; Chordata; Aves; Gruiformes; Gruidae. The record is from RefSeq and is a predicted model, not a curated record.
UUCCCGCACCCCGGGGGUGAGUCCCUGCGCCGGCGCACCCGAAAUCGCCGGAUUUCGCCCCAAUUCGAAGGGCCGGGGUGGGGGAGGGGUGGGGGGGGCCCUGGUGUACGACGCGUUUUGCGCUAAUUGCAGCGCGGGGUCAUUAACGGCUAAUUAACCCGCCGCGAUAAUCGUCACCGUCGCGAUUCGCUGCGCCGGCCCCUCGCGUUAAUUACAACCCAGCCGAUUAAUUACAACCCAUUGAGUCGCGACCCGUCGCGUUAAUCGCGACCCAUCGCAUUAAUCGCGACCCAUCGAAUUAAUUGCGACCCAUUGAAUUAAUUGCGAGCCAUUGAAUUAAUCGCGACCCGUCGCUUUAAUCGCGACCCAUCGCACUUAAUCGCGACCCAUCGCGUUAAUUGCGACCCAGUGAAUUAAUUACGACCCGCCGCGUUAAUCGCGACCCAUAGGAUUAAUUGCGACCCACUGAAUUAAUUACAACCCACCGCAUUAAUCACAACCCAUUGAGUUAAUUGGAACCCAUCGCAUUAAUUACGACCCAUCGAAUUAAUCACGACCCGUUGCCUUAAUUACAACCCGUUGCGUUGAUCGCGACCCGUUGAAUUAAUUGGAACCCAUCACAUUUAAUCGCGACCUAUCGCGUUAAUUACGACCCAUUGGCUUAAUCACAACCCGUCGCGUUAAUUACGACCCACUGACUUAAUCGCGACCCCUCGCAUUAAUUGCGACCCACUGAAUUAAUUACGAUCCAUCGAAUUAACCGCGACCCAUCGCUUCAAUCGCGACCCAUCGCACUUAAUCGCGACCCCUCGCAUUAAUUACGACCCGCCGCAUUAAUCGCGACCCGCCGCGCCAACCGCGACCCACCUCAUUAACCGCCAUUAAUCACGCUAAUUACCAUUCGAGGCGUCCGCUGGCCAUUCCUCGACCCGCCCGCGACAACCGCGACCGCCGCGGCCGAACGCCCUCCGGCGUGCCCCCCCCCCCCCCCAACCGUGGGCUCGUUAACCAACGAACUAAUUAAUCGCCGGGGAUUUAACCGGGCUGGCGAGAUGCCGAAGGGCCCGCGGCAACGCCCGGCGGAGCGGUACCGCCUGAAGUACAGCCGGUUGCGACAGGCGGCGCGGGCGUUGGUGUUCGAGAACGGGGCGCUCUGCGACGAGGUCGCCCGGCUGGAGGCCAAGUGUCUACGGGCGCGAGACGAACGACGGUUCCUCCUCACCCGGCUCCUCCAACUCCGGGCGACGGCGGGACCCGAGGAGAUUCCCGGUGACGUCACCGUCCGUCGACCUCGUCGCGGCGGUUCGCGGGCCGACGGGUCGAGAGAUGGAGGGAAAGACGCGGCGCGGUCAACCGGAACGAGAGAUGGGUCGAGGGAUGGGGCGCGGUCAACGGGGUCGAGAGAUGGAGCGAGGUCGAGCGGGUCAAGAGAUGGGGCGAGGGAUGGGGCGUGGUCAACGGGGGCGAGGGACGGGGCGAGGGAGGAGCCGAGGUCAACGGGGGCGAGGGACGAGGCGCGGUCAACGGGGGCGAGGCCGGUUGGGUCGAGAGACGGGGCGAGGCCAACCGGCUCAAGAGAUGGACCGAGAGAUGGUCCAGGAGAUGGGUCGAGGUCCAACGGGCCAAGGGACGGCCCCAGAGAUGACUCCAGAGACGGGUUGAGGCCAACGGGGCCGCGGGACGGCCCAAGAGACGACUUGAGGCCGAACGGACCGCGUGGCGGCCCCAAGCUGGACGUGCCGCCGGCGACCAUCUUGACGUCAACCGAAGACACCUCCAGCCCGGCCGGGCUGCCGGCGGCCAUCUUGAGGACACCUCCAUGCCGGCGCGGCGGGACGUUGACCCUGCCGUUGGCGUUGGGACCUCUGACGGUGCACAGCCUGGGUGUGGGCGGCGCGGGGCCGGGGGCCAUCUUGCCCGUUGGCUUCCGUAGCACCCGCCUCUUCACCAGCACCCGCCGGCCGGCCCGCCGCUGCCUCUACACCUGCCGGAUCGUGGCCGGCCCCCGCUGCGAGAUCGCGUCCGAGGACGAUCCGGGGAGGGUGCUGGUGGGUCCCACGCCCGACGUCUGCCACGGCCGACUCCUCCAGGUCCUGGGGGACGCCGGGGUGCGGCCCCGGGCGAUGCCACCGGCCCCCGGUGCCGGCGACGAUUUCUUCGGCCUCGCCCACCCGGCUGUCCGUCGGCUGCUCCAGGGUGAGGCCGGGGCCUUCCUCCACCCCGAGGAGGAGGAGGAAGACGAGGAGGAGGAGGACGAGGAUGAUGACGAUGACGAGGACGAGGAAGAGGAUGAUGAGGAAGAAGGGGCCGCCCCGGCCUUCGCCUACGCCGACGUCUUCCUCGGCAGCCCCGCUGGCUCCGACGAGUGACCGCCCCCCACCCAAAUAAACGACCCUGUCCUCUG